Molecule: messenger RNA, 504 nt
Organism: Staurois parvus
Lineage: Eukaryota; Metazoa; Chordata; Amphibia; Anura; Ranidae
Source: the annotation of a GenBank genome assembly
AUAUGCCACUUUCAGGUCUCCUCACACACUGCUGGUGUGUUCAAUUUUUUGACAUAGGGUGCUGGCAGAUUACGGGCCUCCCAUACUGCUGCUGCCAGGCCCCUAAUCUUCCAUGGGCCCCUAUACCGCCUCCUCAUGCUGCUGCCAAGUCCAGAGUCUCUCAUGGGUCCCUGUACGGCCUCCCAUUGCUGCUGUCUCCAUCGCCACACUCUGCCAUGUGCCACUUUCAGGUCUCCUCACACUGCUGGUGGUGUUCCAUAAUUGUCAUAGGGGUGCUGUAUGCCUCCCCAUUGCUGCUCGCCUCCACCGCCACACCUGUGGCUCCACACUCGUUUGGAAUGGCCCCGUGACUGGCCAAAAUGAGUGAAAGUGUGCGGUGAUUCUAAGAUCGACAGGCACUCCAUCGUGCAAUCGUCAUACAUGCCUGACAGUAUUAUUUCUCUUCCCCAGCAGACUCCAAGGGGCAUUUAAAUUAAAGAGAUACGGUGUACAGCACUAAUAUUA